Molecule: messenger RNA, 2907 nt
Organism: Babesia bigemina
Lineage: Eukaryota; Apicomplexa; Aconoidasida; Piroplasmida; Babesiidae
Exons: 1
Coding region: 1-2907 (968 amino acids)
Source: RefSeq, a predicted model, not a curated record
AUGCGAUCCUAUUGCUUGGUGUCUCUGCUGUCAUUAUGCGCAUUAUAUAUGCAUUGGAAUAGAUAUGCGGAUGCAUUGCUCUGUGAUUUCGGCAAUCGUCUUAGCGUACCUAGCAGAGAAUCCGUAUUUUGGUGUCACAUGGACAUCGAUCAUGUCGGAUCCGCUAGUGCGAUAUGUCCAAAUCGACUUAACGACAAUGAUUACGUUUGGCAUCCUCGAUCAACAUCAAGUGAAAUCAACAACCUCAAAACAUACGUAAGUGGAAACGGUAGGUUUCGUUCCGUUGCGGUUACCGAUGUGGUGUUAACCGAUACACAUGCUUCAUACAUUUCGGUAAAAGCGGAUGAAUCACAAACAAUAAUAAACUUGGAUUUCCCGAUGGGUGAGAUAUAUGCCACAACAAAACGUUGUUUGAUAUUCAUUUGCGGCCCUGUAGAUUUGGUCUUGAGCGAUACGGUGCAGCGUCACCUUGACCGUCUCAGUGUUGCUGAACCCGAUGCGCUUCCUGGUAACAUUAUCACGCCUUUGACACACGAGAUUAAAACGAUGGGGAAAGGAUUAGGAGUGGUUUUCGUAAACAUACGGCGUCCUCAUCUACCACUUCAAGGCUGUGGCAGCCGCCCCUCACCACUGUUUGCUACGGAUAGUGCAGUAACCGUCGAUCCGCUCACGGGCACGCGGUCCUGCAUAGUAGACCCUAUGUCAAAAUCACGUAUAGGGUUUAUAUGCGAAGGCGUGCUUGUACCUGACGAUUGCCUGAGGCUACUCUUAAACAAGAGUGGGGACACUGUUACCGUUCCUCGACCAUAUUCUUAUUGGAAGUUCGAGUACCAUCAACCUUGGGUGGUAGCACAAUAUUUUAAUAAAUUAGCAUCGCCGACAUUCGGUGGCGAAUGCCAGUGCCUUGAUUCCGAAACAGGUCAAGUGAAAGCCAGAAUAGAGAUACGUCCGAAAACAGAGUACACUUGUGACAUUACCAGCAAGAUAUUCCGUAACCGAAUUCAUCCUUUUAAUGGCCCAUGGUGUACUGUUCUACUCCAUCCUGGGAGCACGUUGACCAUCCGAUUUCCAAUUGCAAAUGCUAAUUCGGCGUCCACAGACGAUGCACCCUUGCCUGGUCCAUGGCGGCAACAAUUGUCUCUAUAUGACUUCGAAACUGAAUUUCUGCCAAAAGAUUUGAAUACACUACGGCAACUGGCGAGCAUCUAUGAUGGCGACAUUUACGAAGAAACUUCGUAUAACAAAGCGCUUGCUGGCGAUGCGCUAGAAUUGGACGUUUCACAAAUGGCACAGGGCGAAGUGAAGCUGAAGUACCAUAUAGGCAAACCCCUCACUUUAGUGGGAGGGCCAAACUCGUUCUUCUUUCAUUGGACAUUGAAGUCGGGAAACGAGUAUGUCUUGGAUCGGAUUCGCGCCAUAGUAAAUGUUUCCUUUGCGUUCACCCAUGACUAUGAGAUUGUUGGUUGCAAUAGAGGGGGGAAAUGCGUGUUCGAUCCCGCAAUGAGCAUGCAUUAUUGUUCAAACAAAUCGUUUGGCAAUGGCAUAGGGAACACAUACGAAUGCAUGUAUGAUGUUAUACGCUACGGUGGCCAUGCCGGUAUUUACUGCAAAGCAGAUGAGGAAUUGCUGCCGAGUAACUGCGAUUCCUUGGGGUACGAUCUGUACUCAAACAACAUAGUUCCAAUGUCAGGGUCGUUGCGUAAAACAACUCCACAUCCAAUUAGAGGAUUUCAGGUGUUCGACAUGGGAUUCCAAAAUAACCCCAUCAGUUAUGCUUGCGUCUGUGUUAACCAACAUGGUUACGAAACCUCUAGGCUCGUUUUAGAGCACAACCAUAACGAAACGUAUCGCUAUACAGUGCGUCACGAACACACGCCUAAUACGUUACGUCCUUCCAUUGCGAUGCCUUGGAGUGAGGUCGGAUUAGGAGUUGAGGGAAUGGAAUUACAGAAAUCGUUUAUAAUAAACAACACAUCUAGGAAAACGGUUAUACUAAACGUGGGUACAAGCGUUGUAUUGCGUUGUGCGAUUGAUCUGAACGUAUGGUUAGGUUAUAGAGCCAAUGUGAACACUAAUUUCCGAGGCAAUGUGCCAAAAACGACAUGGUUUCCUAAGCAAGUUAGAAAGUUCCACUUUACGAUUGAAAACACCGAACAUGGGCCUGAGCUUGUAAAAACGGCACACAACGACUCUAUCAUUACUACACCAAAUGGGUUAAAAUUUUAUUAUGACUUAAGCGUGACAUCCCCUGGAUCUCAAAUGAUGAUGAUUACAUCUCGUAGAAGUGCUAUUUUUAUAUCUAAAGAUCCAAUUCACAAAAAGUAUCUGCCUAUGACAUUUAUUUGUGGUAAAGCACCUGAACCGUCGGAGUUGUCCUUAGUCACAGGUAACGUGCCAACGUCACACGAAUCUGCAAAUCGCAAUGUUAGUGGCAUUGAGUCAUUGGCAUUGUACAGUUGGCACGUCGUUGAGGUAAACCUGGAGACCACUGACCCCUACAUGCAAGGCUGCGGCGUUACCUAUGAGUCCACUGAGUUAUUCAAGCCAGAGACAACCAAAAUCCACGAUGCGGACGGACAGGAAAUGGGUUGCAAGAUAGAUCUUCAAGAUGAUAAGGAAGCGGCGUUCUACUGCCCAGCACCUUACGUCCUGGACCCGCCCAAUUGCUUCAACAAUGUCUCCGUGAACGGUGAAGUGAAGGACCUAGGCGAAUUGAGCGAAUCGAUGUUUACGACGCGUUCCAACCAUUUCAUCAUUCUAAAGUUCGACAGUGAUAAUAUAGGACCCGGGGAGACCCUGCGCCAGUCGCCGCCACUUGAAUGCCGAUGCAUCACUAUCAAGGGUGUCGUCCUGUCUACCAUCCAGAUCGAGAACUACUACUCCAAGGAAUGGGUAGCUCAGAUGUAG